GGGAGCUGUGGCCUCAGUGCGCAGCCAGACUGCAGGCGCGUGUGGCUGGGGUUCUGUGAGGGGGUGCGCCUGGCUGGCUGCACACCCCCCACUCCAGCCCGGCCCCUUUAAUUCGAGUUCGCUGCGGGGCCAGGUGCGGCGCUGCGUGGCGCGGUGCGGCGCGGUGCGGCUGCGGGCGGCGGCCGGGCGCUCCUUACGCGCCACCCGCGGGACUGCAGAGCCGGCUCCUGGCUGGCUCCCGCACCCCGCCGCCGCCCGCCACCUUUCAGCCGUCGCUUGCGGUCACCCUAAAACAUGGAUGCUCGGGGUGCCCAUCUAGAAGGCCCAGCCUAGCCCUGGAGCUCACCUCCAGGACCUGGAGACUGCCCUCCUACCCAGAAUGACUCACCAUUCUUUCUAGCUGGAGUGCGAAGACGUGAUGGGGAGUUGGGCUGCCUGUCUGUGUAUCUAGGACUCCUGCAGCAGCAUAGGAUCAGCUCUGUCAGGAACAGCACUUCAGCUCCCUGCCUUGCCAGCCCAGCAAGGCUGUGUCCUGGCUCUCAGGGAGCCCUCUGGGCUCUCCUGCAGGAGCCCAGGCCAAUGCUUCUGUGUUCCCUGGGGCCAACAUCUUGAACUCCCUGCUCCCAGGCAGCUGGAAGGCAUAGAGUGAGGAGGUGCUUUCCCCAACCCCAAUUAUGACAGUGGCCACCGGAGACCCAGCGGAUGAGGCAGCUGCCCUCCCUGGACACCCGCAGGACACCUAUGAUCCUGAGGCUGACCAUGAGUGCUGUGAGAGGGUGGUGAUCAACAUCUCAGGCUUGCGGUUUGAAACCCAGCUUAAGACCUUAGCGCAGUUUCCAGAGACCCUCUUAGGAGACCCAAAGAAGCGGAUGAGAUACUUUGAUCCCCUCCGGAAUGAGUACUUUUUUGAUCGGAAUCGCCCCAGCUUCGAUGCCAUUCUGUACUACUACCAAUCCGGGGGCCGGUUGAGGCGUCCUGUGAAUGUACCCUUAGAUAUAUUCUCAGAAGAGAUUCGGUUCUAUGAGCUGGGGGAAGAAGCAAUGGAGAUGUUUCGGGAAGAUGAAGGCUACAUCAAAGAGGAAGAACGUCCUCUGCCUGAAAAUGAGUUUCAGAGACAAGUGUGGCUACUCUUUGAAUAUCCAGAGAGCUCAGGGCCUGCUAGGAUUAUAGCUAUUGUAUCUGUCAUGGUGAUCCUGAUCUCCAUAGUCAGCUUCUGUUUGGAAACACUGCCCAUAUUCCGGGAUGAGAACGAAGACAUGCAUGGUGGGGGAGUGACCUUCCACACCUAUUCCAACAGUACCAUCGGGUAUCAGCAGACCACUUCCUUCACUGACCCAUUCUUCAUCGUUGAGACCCUCUGCAUCAUCUGGUUCUCCUUUGAAUUCUUGGUGAGGUUCUUUGCAUGUCCCAGCAAAGCCGGUUUCUUCACCAACAUCAUGAACAUCAUUGACAUUGUGGCCAUCAUCCCCUACUUCAUCACUCUGGGGACUGAACUGGCUGAGAAGCCAGAGGAUGCCCAACAGGGCCAGCAGGCCAUGUCACUGGCCAUUCUCCGAGUCAUCCGGUUGGUAAGAGUCUUUAGGAUUUUCAAGUUGUCCAGACACUCCAAAGGUCUCCAGAUUCUAGGUCAGACCCUCAAAGCCAGCAUGAGAGAAUUGGGCCUCUUGAUAUUCUUCCUCUUCAUUGGGGUCAUCCUGUUCUCUAGUGCAGUCUAUUUUGCAGAGGCCGAUGAGCGAGAGUCCCAGUUCCCCAGCAUUCCGGAUGCCUUCUGGUGGGCAGUCGUCUCCAUGACAACUGUUGGCUAUGGAGACAUGGUUCCAACUACCAUUGGGGGGAAGAUCGUGGGUUCCCUGUGUGCGAUUGCAGGUGUGUUAACCAUUGCCUUACCAGUCCCUGUCAUUGUUUCCAAUUUCAACUACUUCUACCACCGGGAGACAGAGGGAGAGGAGCAGGCCCAGUACUUGCAAGUGACAAGUUGUCCAAAGAUCCCAUCCUCCCCUGACCUCAAGAAAAGUAGAAGUGCCUCUACCAUUAGUAAGUCUGAUUACAUGGAGAUCCAGGAGGGGGUAAACAACAGUAAUGAGGACUUUAGAGAGGAAAACUUGAAAACAGCCAACUGUACUUUGGCUAAUACAAACUAUGUGAAUAUUACCAAAAUGUUAACUGAUGUCUGACUGAAGCCUAUUAACAUACAACUCAAUGGAACCAAUGCAGAUAUUGCAUAAUAGCCUCCAUUGUAGUCAGUGUGUUCUAUAGUGUGUAUCUGGUUCUGCAUGGAAAGCAAUAGUCGUGCAAGUGACUUUUGAUCUUUUGAUUUUUGAUUUAGAGCACAGAAUAUCUAUCCAUGGCCUUCAUGCAAAUCUCCAUCACUGGCUUAUUGGUGUUGAGAGAUGGGAGCCACUUAUGGAGCCAGGAUUUCAGAAAGACACGUUGAGGCCACCUCAUAGCAAAUCCCUAAGCCACCACAUCAGUGCCACCUUCCCUUCCUAAUGAAAUGCACACAGCACCCAGGACAUGUGUCCCCCCUCCUGACUACCCCACCACCCCAUUUGAGCCCACUUCCCCAUUCACAGAGGAACCCUAUAGUGGCUUAGCUUUUAAAGUUCUGGUGAUUAUUUGAAAGGUCAUUCCCAUUUUCGCAUUGAAAAGAACACACAGUCCUGUGUGUUGAAAUUACUUUCUGUGUCACAGGCUGAGGUUUGUGAAAUGCAGUUGCCAAGUAGAUGCUCUGGAGGUUUGUGUUUCAUAACAGAAAAUGCUGCAUUUCCCCCCCUCUCUGCAGUGUCGAUCUGAGGGGAGCCCCGGGAAGGGACAGUCAGUAUGACCAAAUGUGUGUUGUUGAGUUUCACACUUGCUCCCCUGCGCCUAUGUGGAGAAUCUAACAACCCAAGGGAGCCACUCAGCCUCAUAUUUUACCAUUUCUUCAGGAUUCCAGGUCAUUAAAACAUGUCUAAGUUUUUUUCAUUGCACUGGAGUUUGCAGGCAUCUGCUUUCCUAGUGCUGUGGCCCAGCUACACCGACACUACAGUGGAACUGACCAGUGAUGCCAUAGAGUUGCAUGGGUGUUUGUUGCAUGACUCUCAAUAUUUAAAACACAGGAUAUUACCUAUUUUCUUAGUAGCCUACACAGUAUUCAUAUUUAGAGUAUUAAUAGCCUUGGGGUGACAUUGAACUAGGGCCUUCUCUCCCCCCCCCCAUUGGAAAGCAACAGCCCUCAAUCAGGAGGGGGAAAAAUAGACUAUUUGGAAUGGGGAAUAAAAACUUUCAACCCUCCAGUCUAACUCUACCCUAUCAUAAUUCGAUCAUGUGGUGUUGGGGGGUGGAGGUAGGGGGCAAAGUCAGAAGAGUGAGCAGGGAAAGUAGCAUCUAAACGCCUCAUAUGACUGCACCUUAGGAAUUAACCUAACCAUGGGCAUGACUGGACAGCUGACCAGGGCAUCUGGUUCUGAGAAUGGGAGGAUCUAUGGAUCCAUUGUACAUAAAUAUAUAUUAAGUCUCUCUUACAGGAGUUCCUCUACCUAGCUAGCUAUAGAAAAAAGAAAUUGCAUUUAGAUCUUGUAAAUGCUUAUGCAAUACUUUUGACACAGGGCAAUUAUUGCAUGUGUUUGACUAUCUGCACUAGAGUAUAUAUACACAUAUACAUAUAUGUGUGUAUAUGUGUAUAUAUAAAUACAUAUAUGUGUGCACAUGUAGAUAAGUGCACAUAUACGUAUAUUCAUUUUCUGGAGUUCAGGUUCAGGAGCAAAUCCAGUGCUUGCUUGGUGAAUUGGUUGUCUAAGAAGUCUGAUGGGUUGUUUCACUGGUGACCCCACUGGGCCAGGGUUUGUUGCCAUUGCCUCAGACACUCCAGGCUCCAUGGAUUCUUAGAUGUUAGAAUUGUCUUUCUGCCCUCCACGUGCUGCAGCUUCAGUUUCCCAUGGCUGAAGCUUGUCUUACUGAGUGCACAAGGGGCCCUGUGUCCCUCACAGCUCCAGCUGUCCUGGGCCAGACCCACCCCAGGCCUCCUCUCCAUGGUCUAUCAUGUCAGUCAUCUCCAUUCUUGCCUUUCCCUACCCAUUUUGUUUCUAUUGUCAUUCACUCUGCAUCAGUCACUUUCAUAAGCCUUUCCUUAGCUAGCCAGAAUAGAAGGACACCUAGGAAUUUAUAACUAUGGGCUUAAAGACUUCUCUCUAUGGGCAUCGCCACAGUCCAAGGCCAAGGAAUAGAAUCCCUAGAUGCCCCAGAGGCCUUGUUUUAAUUGCCAGGCUCAGGCUUUCCUAUUGAAGUGACAACCAGAGCUGCUCAAAGAGAACCAAAGGCCACCCCCAGAACAGGUUAAGAGAGAAUGAGCACUGCACAGCCUAAGUGUAGCAGCAGGCUGAUCCCAGACUGGUCUUCUUUGAUUUUCAUUAUAAUAGCUUCAAUUUCCCAAGCACAGUGAGUUGUGUGGCCAGACUGCCCAAGGGUAUCUUCAGCCCUAGUCUCACUGUUGGCUCUUUAGCACCUACAGUUGCCUUGGGGGGGGGGGGGCUGUGUGCCAGCUCAGGGUGCUAAGUCCGGGGUGCUCAUUAGUUUCUGGUCACCAACAUCCCCAGGUGUCUGCAGGGUAUGCCAUGCCCAGCACAGAGCCUCUUUUCUUCCUCUUCCUCUCCUUCAUGGGAGGUGGUGCUGAAUUUCCAAGACGUGAGGUAGAAGGACACAGACUUUUGGUGACUAGAGAAGGUGAUCCAUGCCUGAGAUCUAGGUCAGGGGAGAUAUUCCAUCCCAGUUCCCUUGACCUAGGACUGCUAAGUGUUCACAGGCAAAUACUCAUGCACCAUCCCCACAGAGUAGAUAAUUCUAAUUCCACACACCAAUAUAAUACCUGCAACACAUAUGUGAAAUUCAUAAAGACCAAGUUAAAGAAGAGGGCAUACACAAGACCAUAUGACUACAUCUAUACCCAAAAUGUGUACUCUUAAGACAGAGCAUACACAGAAGACCUACAUACACCAUGUACAGAAAUACAACCUGCAAUUCAGAUGCAAAUACACAGAAGCUCCAUGGACACAAUGAUCCUACAUACAAAAAACACAGAGAAUGCUCUUCUGUUGUCUAUGCACAUGAAGUCAGUCAUAUACACAAUUCAUUUCCUCAUGUGAGUCAUGCAAAAUAUAGCACACAUAUCUCCGAGCAUUAACAAUAUAUGUGUAACACAUACACAUUCAGAUCCAUUGCUCUGCACCACCCCGUCCCCUACUACAAAUUAACAGACACUGACAAAUAAUGAAAUGUAAUUACCUUUCCUAGCCUCCAUACAACCUCCCUCCCAACAUCCUCCAGGAAGUUUCUUCUACUCUUUUCUCUCCUUCUCAUUACUGAAUUUCAGAGAAGAAAUCCCACCCUCUUCCUGGGAUUUAAAGCAGAAAGACGAGAUGGCAUCUUAUUGUAAUAGAUCUCUGAUUAAAGCUAGGAAUCCCAUGGGGUUUCUACUUGCUCACCUUCCUCCCACCCUAUACUCCUGUGCAGAGCAUGAUCUGAAGGGGUAGGCAGUGGUGCACCUGAUUAAGUAUACACAUUACUAUGUGCAAGGACGCAGGUUCAGGCGCCUGGUCUCCACUCACAGGGAGAAGCUUCAUGAUUGGUGAAACAAUGCUGCAGGUUUCUCUUUUCCCCUCUUCCCUCUCAAUUUCUCUCUGUCUAUAUCCAAACUAAAUAAAUAAAAUAUAAACAAAAAAUAGAAGUAUCUAAGAUAGUCAAAUGCCUGUUAUAGUACACACCUCUGGAAUCUUUUGAUCCAACCUCAUCCUCCUGAAAUCCUCUUGAAAGCAGUGAUGAUGGCUCAGAACCUGCAAGAUCCUUGGCCCAGAACCAGGGGGGAGAUAAUCCCAACAUCCUCAGUCCACAAAUACUGUUGCACUUCCAUCCCUGCAGUUUUGUUGGGAGCUGUGUCUGAAUGUCAAGAUUUAGCUCUUAAAAUGAGCCACCAUUAUUUGCUUGCCUUUGGAAGCAAAUCCAAUGCAAUGAACUUUGGCAUCUCAUCUGUGGGGAAACUCACCCCAGUUUAGUUGCAAUACAGUCUGCUUUAGAACAUCAAUCUAAUGCUAGCAAAGUAAACAACAAUUUUCUAAGGAGCCUAUAUUCUAAGACUAGACUGAAAUGCUUUGCAAGAUGACCCAGUGCUUUAGAUUACCCACAGAGCUGGUUCUUUUUCUAGUGGGACUAGCUAAGAGAUGGGUACAGUUAGUAAAGGCUUCACCUCUGAUGGGAAGUUCAUUGUUAAAAUCGGGCUUCCCAUCAGGCAUUGCAGUCUGUACUCCUGUGAUGGCCACUGCCAUCAACUCUUUUCCCCCAGCAAUGAAUGGCUCCAGCUUCCACAGAGGAAACAGCAUCAGGGGAUGGGCAUAUGGAUCCAGACUGUGCAUGUAGGAUGAUAGCCCAGCCUUUUAGAUAUUUCCAACUCAAAAUAUUAACUUCCCCUUUAGCUUCAGCAGGUGUCUCUGUGGGCUUAGACUUUUAUGAAAGUUGGACUUUGAGGAGGCUAGAAAAUGGAAGCUCAGGAAAGUUGGGGAAAUCAACAGGUAAAGAGGGUUUGUGAACAGGUCAAAUUUUAGAAUAAGAUUUUCAGGAGCCAGCUUCUUAUUUAGUCAAGGAAACAAUUAAGGUUCUGUGUUUCCUGAAGCUCCCGUGAUAUUUCACAUGCUCUCUUGUUUUUUUCCCUCUGCCCCAUUCAGCUAAGUUUCUGAGGAUGGUACAGGCAUAUAACCAACAAGUUUGCCUUUAGCAUGGGACCCCAAGAGAUCAGGUCUCCAGACUCCCUUUUCCUGGUAUAGAAAAGACCUCAUGAAAGUUUUGAUGGCCUGAACUCCUAGCUCAGGAACACCAGUGCCAGCCCCCAAGAAUGGACACUGCUUGCUGAGGAUUUUCAGGCUAAGUGUUAAGUGCUGCCAGUGAUAGUGGGACAGAGAUGGAAACUGACUUUCCCCAAACAGAAACUGUAGGACAGUAUGAAUAUUGUCUAAGAAGGUGACACCGCUACCUCCAUAGCAGGGAAGAAGAGCAUGUGCUCUAAAUGGUUUGCCCAGGAAUAGGAUUGGUGGACCUGCCUCCAGCUCCAAUUCUCCUGUGACCCAUUGCCCUAAUAGUCCCAAGCUGGUCUCUGGUCUUCCACAUAGGCUCUCAUGUCCUUGAUGUCCAGGAUGUUCCUUGGUUACACAGUGGGCAUUUCCCCAGCCUUGGCAAUGCCCAUUGCCAGUUUUUAAGUCCUGAUCUUAAACUCAUUAGUGAAUCAACUUCAUCUGGGUGUAGGUAGGUGUCCUGGUGGUAACUGUGACCGUUCUCUAUAUACUCAGACUCAGGCUUUGCUGUGGCCAUCCCUGCUUCUUCUAUCAAAACAUCAAAGGGGAGGGGGACACCCUUGAAGCUGGGAUAGGCCUCUUCCUUAAACUUAUGUAGCUCACUUCUUCCUUCUUUCUGAUUCCUUUCCUGCCAGAACUCAGCUUCAUCCUCAUAGUUUGUGUUUGAAUAUUCUCAAGUGGAAAAGUGCAAUAAAAUAAAUAGUGACUGUUUUCUUUAGCAAUAGCUACUUCAAAAUCUUGUUCUCAGGACUGAAAAAAAUGAUAGUAACUAGAUUAUCAGAUAAUGCCCAUGGCCUCUGGGCAUUAGUUUACUGUUUUUAUAGUUCCCUACUCUUUCUUCAUGUUCACAUGACUCCUGUCUUCUGAGGCUCUGACCCUCCUUCUGGAGUAAAUAUAUAUUGCACAGGUUUGCACAGGUGUCACGUUAUAUCCAGGAUGGUCCCUGAGAAGGCUUUUUUGUCACUGUCUCUUUCCAAGUGCACCUGUCCCUCCCUCCCUCCUUCUCUUUCUUUUAUGUCUGCUCACAUCCACUAUCCUUAUGACCUCUGGGCACUGAAACCUUGAGUUUGCUCUUUCUUUGACUUUCAGUCAAUCUUUGGCAGGGUGUAAUGGAAGUCUACAGGAAAGUGCUUACCAAAAGAUAAGAAUAAAAACAUCCUGAACCAUUCCAAAAGACCAUGUUCAUGCACUAACAUCCAUCACUUGACCCGUUUGAUUCCCUUCCUCCCUUCCCCAGGGAGAUGGAUCUGGGGAGAUGUAUCCUGGAGGCUUACACCUGGGCUAGGUACCCUGGGCAGAUCUGGGAAUUUGCCCUUGACUAGACAGCUUGACAAGAGCUGACUUGCUUAACCAAAGGGAUCUGAUGAGAGCUCAGGAGGGAAGCAGAUUUUUGUGAGGAGAGGUCUACAGGGAUAAAAGCCUGUGGGGUUAGGGCAUGAUAUCAGUGAAAUAAAGACCCCACUGCCCAGGGUGGUGUGCAGUUGCACAAUUGUUUGAACACAUAAGAAAAAAAUCUGUGAGGUUAAAUGUUCAGACUGGACAAUCAGGGAUGGCUGGCAAUCCCCAGGCUCCCAUUCCAUUCUUUCUCAGCCUACCUUGCUCCAUACAUGUGUGUACCACAAAACCUCAGUUAACUGAUGGGGAAUCCUCAGGGAAGGGAGCAGCCUGGUUACUUUACAAUCCAUGGUUAUUUGAAUGGGAAUGGGGAUACCUGUUUCAAGUUAACCUUUGUAUUGGGACAAAAAUUUUGUUUAAAAUGCCUAAUGAGGUUAGUAUCAACUUUCCUGACUUAGUAGUGUGUUUGAAGAUGACAGAAGACCUUGGACUGCUCAGGGCCAACAUUCUAAACCUCAGUGCUCACGGUGCAGAGAAUUAGAUGGAGAAGACCAAAGAGAUGGGCAAAAUGCAUGCUGGCUACGAGACCUCCCUGCACACUGGCCUCACGGGCACACCCUGGAUGCUUAGAUGAUGUUCUUGCUUUCAUUUGCCUCUUCCUACUGAGAGUAGAAGUGCAACAUAAUUCUCACUAGUCAAGGUUUAGGUUCAUUGGUCCUGAGUUAUCUGAGGUUUUCCAUAUAUACAUAUAUAUAUAUAUUGUGUAUAUAUGUAUGCCAUUAUUUCCAAAAGUAUAUAGUUAUACAGUGACCACCCCCCCUUAAUCUCACUAAUAUGAAAUAAAUUCAGCAAUCCAAGAAAUAAACUGCACUGACUGAAUUUUUUUUACUGACCUUUCUUUGUUUUGCUUUUUCUCUAACCCCUUCUUCAGUUCAGCUCCUUUUCUUCUUCUUUCUUGGGCGCUCUUCUCUAGAAGGUGGUUCUUUUGUAACAAAAAAGAUUGGGUUCCAGGAUCACAUCUUUCUUGUCCCUUCCAGGUGGCUACCUGACUCAGGGAUAAAAAGGAAGUCUGAUCUGGUGCUUUAUCCUUUGUUCUCUCUGUCCCAGUUGGCUGUAACUUCAUCAGCCAUCAAGGAACAGAAAAGUUAUUCUAAACUCUGCCACUCUGGGGGCGUGGCAAGCUGCAAAACCUGAAGGACUAAUCUAUCCAGUUUUUCCCUUAGUCACUGAUGGUACCCUAGGCUUGAGUUGUGUGAGAUCUGAAAUGCCUGUCUUUGAGUGGAGAUGUAAAGAAAAGUCUGUCCCAUGGAAGGUAACAUGUGUGGCAAUCAAUGGACCUAACUAACCAUCCUGAUGACGUUGACCUAGUCUAGGCUGAGGGCCUGGGAAGCACACCAGCUGUGACUUUGUUGCCUCUUUGGGGAAACAGUUGGGUUGAAGUAAAUUUAUAACCUUUUUUUUUUUUUGCCUCCAGAGUUAUCGCUAGGGCUCGGUGCCAGCACUUCAAAUCCGCUGCUCCUGUGGCCUUUUUUUUUUUUAAUUUUACUGACUAGGACAGAGAGAAAUUGAGCAGGGGAGGAACAGGUAGAGAGGGAGAGAGAGAGACACCUGCCGACCUGCUUCACUGCUUGUGAAACAUCCCCUCUGCAGGUGAGGAGCCAGGAGCUCAAACCCAGAUCCUUGUGCCAGUCCUUGCUCUUAGUACUAUAUGCACUUAACCAGGUGCAUCCCUCCCAGCCCCCUGAGUGAAUUUAUAAUUAUAUGCCCCCUCUUAGACUGUCCCACUGAGAGCUUUUUCCAGCAUCACCUCCUGCCUUUGACUAUGUGUACUUGAUAGGGGCAAGGACUGAUUCUUGACUGACAUCUGUGGCAAUUGAUGGGUGCAGGGGUGCCUGCCAUCUUCCACCACUGCUGGCAGCUUUUCCAUCUGAGCUUGUAGGAGCCCACUACCUGGGCUGUAGUCCAGCCUGCUGGUAAAUUGGGGCAAUGCAGAGCUUGUCUGAGUGGCCACUUCUCACACUGCAUGACCUCAGUGUGGAAACUGAUCUAACUUUCUGUGCUCUUGGGCACUCCUAAAAUAGUCAGAUAUGUUCCAGAUGAGGUUGCAGCUGAGAAUUCCUUCUCACUCCACUGAUGGAUGCAUAGGGCAGGUGUGAUUGUAUAAUAUGGACAGCUGUUGAAAUUGAGGGCAGUGUAGCUGCUGCACCAAUGUGCUAAGACCUGAGGUAGCAGCUACCCAGAGGACUUGGUCCAUGUCACCUCCUGGUCCUCAGGAGAAGCUGCUAUACCCUGCUUCUCCUUGAAAACAGUUCCCUAGGCACUGAAUACCUUGUUUGCAUGAGCACACAAACACACUGACUAUUAACAAAAGCAAGAGGAAGAGGUGGGAGGGAGGAGACUUAGGAGCCCACUCUGGUCUCAGGCAAUUUCCAUGUCAGCUGCUGACAUCAUUGCCCUGUGAGUUUGUGAAGUGUUAGGCAGAGGUCAGGCUCUGCUGGCUAGGGCUGCACAGAGUACAUAGCCACAGGCUGAGAAGUGGGGGAGAAGCACACGUCAGAGAGGCCUAGCUGGCUGUAGUUUGAGUGAGUGUCAGCUCUGGAAGGUCUGAACAUGCUCUGUGCUUGCCCCAGUUCUGCCUUCACGUGGGAUCUGGCAACCCAGUUUCCUUUUGUCGUUGUGCUUGGAUGAUUCCUUCAAUCUAAAGGGCCCCAGGAAGCUGGGAUCUCCUAUGAUUGAGCUCCAGCUCACUGAGCUGGCAAUGCCCUGGCCAAAUUGGCCUCUGCUUGGGUUUCCACAUCCCUUGUACCCCUCACUUCAUGGAAGAGAAUCUGGAAACAGGAGUCAUGGGGCCAGCCACCCAAGAGAACUCUCACCUUUCCAACAGGCACACAACUGUAAAACUCGUGAGUGUGGGAGGCUGCUUCCUUUUCUAGACCUGUGUGCUGCUGUGCUUGUAUAGGCUGUCUCUGGAGAUUUUACAUAUUUCACA
Messenger RNA from Erinaceus europaeus (western European hedgehog), 11139 nucleotides. RefSeq names its product potassium voltage-gated channel subfamily A member 2 (gene KCNA2). The record is from RefSeq and is a predicted model, not a curated record. Gene Ontology annotation, biological process: potassium ion transmembrane transport; protein homooligomerization. The transcript has 3 exons. Gene Ontology annotation, molecular function: protein binding; delayed rectifier potassium channel activity. The coding region runs from base 675 to 2174 and encodes 499 amino acids. Gene Ontology annotation, cellular component: membrane; axon terminus; voltage-gated potassium channel complex. NCBI's taxonomy places the organism in Eukaryota, Metazoa, Chordata, Mammalia, Eulipotyphla, Erinaceidae.